Messenger RNA from Lodderomyces beijingensis, 1047 nucleotides. Lineage: Eukaryota; Fungi; Ascomycota; Pichiomycetes; Serinales; Debaryomycetaceae. The record is from the annotation of a GenBank genome assembly.
AUGGAGGGGCUUUUCUUUAAUAUCGACUACGGAUACGUCGAAGGUGUCGUUAGGGGCUACAGGAGCGGUUUGCUCACCACAAACCAAUACGUCAACUUGACCCAAUGCGACAACCUAGAAGACCUCAAACUACAAUUAUCGUCGACCGAUUACGGCAACUUCUUGGCCAACCACUCCGGUCCGUUGAGUACGUCCGUGAUACAGGAGAACUUGAACAAGAAAGUUUUCCAGCAGUACCAGUACAUCAAGAGCCAAUCGAGCGGCACCUUGACCAAGUUCAUGGACUAUAUCCAAUACGGAUAUAUGAUUGAUAACGUCAUCUUGAUGAUCACCGGUACUUUGCACGAAAGAGACAAGUCUGACAUUUUGAAGAAAUGCAAUCCCUUGGGCUGGUUCGAGACUUUGCCUACCUUGUGCAUUGCCACCGAUAUCGAGAGUUUGUACUCCACGGUCUUGAUUGAUACGCCCUUGGCUCCGUUUUUCAAAAACUGCGUUAGCGCCGAUGACUUGGACGACUUGAACAUUGAAAUCAUUAGAAACAAAUUAUACAAAAACUACUUGGAGGCGUUUAUGGACUUUGUCCACACGAAAUUUGAGGGCCCCGAUCGGGAGAUCAUGACGCGGUUGUUGACUUUGGAAGCAGACAAGCGAGUCCUCAAUAUCGCCUUGAACUCGGCAAACAACCAAGACUUGACGGUCGAGAGCAAGUUGAGCUUGUUCCCCAACUUGGGCCAGUUGUACCCCACGUAUCAUUUGGAGUUGGCCCAGGCUGACGACUAUGAGCAGUUGAAGUUGAUUGUGUCCAACAUUGGUGACUAUAACCAGAUUUUCAGCGAUACUUCCGAUGGAUCGAAAUCGAUUGGCGACUGGUUCUACUUGAUGGAGAUGCAGUACUGUAGAAAUGCACUUACUCAGCAGUUUACCUUGAGUACCGUUUACGCGUGGUUGAAAGCGAAGGAGCAGGAGAUUAGAAACAUUUACUGGAUUGCCGAAUGCAUUGCCCAGAACCAAAAGAGCAGAAUUGAUGAUUACAUUUCCGUGUUUUAA